AUGGCUCCUGUGGCAGGGACCAAGUUAUUAGAUGUUGCCUGUGUCAAACAGGUGAUAUUGCAUUUCGAUUUUCUCAAGUACAUACAGUCCCAAAAUGAAAAACCAGUGGUGACAGAUGAAAAUUUUACCAUUCCUACAAGUAUAAAUGCAGGAGCUUUUUCCAUUCCCAGUGAUUUUGCUGAGGAGGAUGAACACAUUGUAGAUUUAUCAGAUUAUAAAGAGGACACAUCUCAUGUGACAGUGUGUGAUAUCAACCAAGAAAUGCUUAAUGUCGGCAAAGCUCGGGCUGAAGAGGCAGGAAUCACGUCUGGUAUUUCUUGGGUUCAAGGAAAUGCAGAGAGUUUACCUUUUGAAGACAAUACUUUUGACGCGUAUUCAAUAGCAUAUGGAAUCCGCAACUGUACCCACAUUGACAAAGUUCUAACAGAGGCAUAUAGGGUACUGAAACCUGGAGGACGAUUUAUGUGUUUGGAAUUUAGUCAAGUUAAUAAUUUAAUUUUACGAAG
Molecule: messenger RNA, 506 nt
Organism: Saccostrea cuccullata (small rock oyster)
Lineage: Eukaryota; Metazoa; Mollusca; Bivalvia; Ostreida; Ostreidae
Product: 2-methoxy-6-polyprenyl-1,4-benzoquinol methylase, mitochondrial-like
Exons: 4
Biological process (GO): ubiquinone biosynthetic process
Molecular function (GO): methyltransferase activity
Source: RefSeq, a predicted model, not a curated record